ACUGAAUGGACUGUGAGAAUAGAAGAAGAGAGAAGAGGAGCAUGUAGAUCAAGUCCUCCUUACAAAAUCCCGUAUGUGGUAUAGUGGCUUUCCCCCUUGACAAGUCUCUCCCAUAGCCAUCCCCAUACUGUGAUGCCAUGCAAGGAUGACUGCUAUUCUGAUUCCCACUUUGCACCUAUGAGAAACAGGCUCAGAAAUAUGAAGGACCUUGCCCAUGACAUGCGUUCUAAAGAUCAAGAGCCAGAUGUCAAACCUUUGUGUCCACCUCCACCUCCCUAUAGGGGACAGAGCUCUGACAUGCUGGCCAGGAGGCUCUUGGUUGCCACUUCUUUCACUCACUUUCCAUGUGCCCCUGACUGAGCCUUGUAAACUGCAGGCUUCCUUUCCUUCCACUGUAAACCAAAGGGGCCGGACUGCAUGGUCUCUAAGAACGUUCUCUAAAGUGGCUGGUAAGAAAGCAAUCACAAAUAUUGGAACAAAUAUUGUCCGGACUCUUUGUGCUAUUUCCCAAAUAUGAUUCAGGGAGUGAGCCAACAGAUAGAGGAAGAUAUUUGUUUUUGCUGGUGAGGCCGACAGAUCCUUCUUUCAAGCCCGAUCAAACAAGAGGUCUGUGCAGGCCACAGCGUCAUUGCACGUCAUGGGCCUUGCGUGUUCCCUCUCUCCCUGCUACUGCUCGAAGCCUGGGAGAACGCUUUUGAAACCAAUCAGGAAAUUACUUAUCAAUCUGAAGCCCCACAGAGUUAUGAAUGCUCCCUGCUGCCAAAGGGAAGGGGAUUUCGAGUGAAAGCUCCACAUCUGUGCACAGUAGAAUUCAAAGACUCCAGCUGUUGGAAGGUCUUGCGAGCAAUAGCCAAAGAUGUUUAUCUUGCUCUAUGUUACAAGUUUUGCCAUUUGUGCCAGUGGACAGCCUCGAGGUAAUCAGUUCAAAGGAGAGAGCUACUCCCCAAGAUAUAUCUGUAGCAUUCCUGGCUUACCUGGACCUCCAGGACCCCCUGGAGCAAAUGGUUCCCCUGGGCCCCAUGGUCGGAUCGGCCUUCCAGGACGAGAUGGUAGAGACGGCAGGAAAGGAGAGAAAGGUGAAAAGGGAGCUGCAGGUUUGAGAGGUAAGACUGGACCGCUGGGCCUUGCUGGAGAGAAAGGUGACCAAGGAGAGACUGGAAAGAAAGGACCUGUGGGACCAGAGGGAGAAAAAGGGGAAGUAGGUCCAGUUGGACCUCCUGGAGCAAAGGGGGACAGAGGAGAGCAAGGAGACCCAGGGCCGCCUGGAAUUUGUAGAUGUGGAAGCAUCAUGCUCAAAUCUGCCUUUUCUGUUGGCAUCACAACCAGCUACCCAGAAGAAAGGCUACCAAUUAUAUUUAACAAGGUCCUCUUUAAUGAGGGAGAGCACUACAACCCUGCGACUGGGAAGUUCAUCUGUGCCUUCCCAGGGAUCUAUUACUUUUCUUAUGAUAUCACAUUGGCGAAUAAGCAUCUGGCAAUCGGGCUGGUACACAAUGGACAGUACCGGAUAAAGACCUUUGAUGCCAACACGGGGAACCAUGACGUGGCUUCGGGGUCCACGGUCAUCUAUCUACAGCCAGAAGACGAAGUCUGGCUGGAGAUCUUCUUCACUGACCAGAAUGGCCUCUUCUCAGACCCAGGUUGGGCAGACAGCUUGUUCUCCGGAUUUCUCUUAUAUGUUGACACAGAUUAUCUAGAUUCCAUAUCAGAAGAUGAUGAGCUGUGAUCGGGACUGAUAUCCUGAAUGUUCCGAGAUUCCUGUGGCAGACACUUUGAUUUAAUCUGGGGCCCUGGAAGGUGGAGCAAGCAGAAAUGAGAUCCAAAGAGACUCCCACUCAGAUUCCAAAGCAUUUACAGAGAAUUCUAACAGAAUCUAUUAAAACAAGAUGAACCACCAAGUGGUUGAAACCACACCAAAAUGAAUUCUAUAAAACAAUAAUCCCAGAUAAGAAUCCUCUCCAAAACAAUGUUCAUAAAUAUUUAAACAAGUUAAAGACAAUGUUAACAAAUUUUCUAUUAAACUCCCAGAGUAAUAAAAUCAGCUGGCAAUGAUAUUGUCUCAUUAAAUCUUCAUAAAAUUACAUUUUUGCUUGCUAUUUAAGAGAAUCAUAACACCCUAGAAAAAGUCUCUAACAAUUCUCAAAGUCAAAAACUAAAGGUAAGAGGUACUGAAUAAUUUGAGGCAAGCUAGAGUGAAGUGAUAACUUACUUUGUUUUAUUAUUUGUUCCUUCACACUCAUAUAUGUAUUCAUUCAACAACUCUUUAGUAAGCCUGUGUCACCCAGACACUGUGGUACUGGGACAGAUUUAAUAAUGAGUUAAGACAAAAUCUCUACUUCACACAGGCUGGUGUGUGAUGAGCAUACUGUCACAAUUCAGUGAGAUGAACACCUGACAAACAGUCUGACUCGAAGCUGGAUGCACAUGGGACCUGCUCUUCCUGGAGACGAGGGCCAGAGAAGGUUCCAUACACGGAAAAAUGCUAAGCAUGCUAAGUUGUGUUUGUUUAGGAGGUGGGAGGGAUACAAAGAAAACAUGAAUUCAGUGGCUCCACUCACCCCAUCUCAUCCUCAAAAUACCCCUGGUAUUUGCCUUCGGAAAAGGGUGUUAGAAAACUCAAAGAUAGAGGGGCCCGGGAGAGGUAUCGGAAAUGAAGAGAAACAGGUUACUGAGAUCAGCCAGGAGGUUAUUCUCCUAAGCCUUUAGCUUACAGUUUCCCAAGACAAUUAUUAUUCCUCUUAGCUUGUGUACAAAUGACAGGACUACAUUGUCAGGAGGCAUUUUUUCUCAUGGAUUUCCAGGGUAUUGAAUUCAAGUAAAGUGAAGCAUAGGCCUACUGAUUUAUAGUAAACUGAUGGGAGUGAACAGGAGAAGGAGGGAGAGAGAGACCAGACGUGUGAGCAAAUAAUAGUCCCUUCCAAGCCUCACGGUUCCUGCAGUCCCACCGUCUCUUGGGGUGGGCAUCUUGUUCCCCACAGCUACACAGUUCCUCACUGUUCCAUCUCAGUCAUGAUUCUCUUUAAUCUGCUACUCCCUCAGUCAUAGGAUUCCCUUACUCCCUUCCUUUUAGUAGCUCCUAAUCCUCCUUACAUGUGUUCUGUCUUGGCUCACUCAUUUAAUAGACAUUUGAAAUGCCUCCUAUGCGUGAGUCACCACAGAGUUCUGUGAAGGUGGAGGAACACUGAGGUGAGUAUGGCACAGCCCCUGCCACCAAAUUUCUAAAGAUAUGAGAAAGGAAAUGACACACAUGCCCAUAUACAAAAUACCAAGAGUUCUAGAAAUGAGCAGGCUAAAAUAUGUGAAGUGCUAAACUGAACAUAGAGACAAAUGCUCUGAAAGAACUGCUGAGGGAAGCAGGCUUACUUUCAAAUUGAGGGGUGAGAGAGGAGGCUUGGGAAGUCUCCUCUGCCUCCUGGGCCUUCCAGGUAGGUGAGAUGUAAAGUGACUAAAGUGAGGACAGAGGUAAUAAUGGGGACAAAGCAUGAAAGUAAGAACAAAGACCCAGAAAAGCCUCGAAUGCCAGCCUGACAAAUGUGGACUUCAUUUACAAGGAACCAUGGAGCCCCUGUGUGCUCCAGAGCUGGAUCUGCCAUGAUCAGAGGUGACAUUUAUAGUGAUCACACAGCAGUGUGUGAGGGCAAUGCUUGCUUCUCUCAUCAGCAGACCUAUCUCCCAUCAUCUUCUGCCUGCCAUGCUUUGCCCACUUGCUGCUCUCCUUCUGACUCAGGACAUAAGUCUGGAAGGCCAAGAGCAAUGAAAGUAGAAAAGAAGAGAAAACAAAGGUGGUUGGAGAUAGUCACCUGCCUCUAGAUAACAGCUGAGCCUGGAAGGCCAGACUACAAAGUGUAACAAAGAGCCAACAGCAGAAGCUCACCUGGGGAACAUGAAAAUAUGGGCCCUUUGAAGACAAUGGGAUUUGCUGGAGAAACUGGAAAUGGAGGAAUUAUUGCAGACAGUCAUGACCACAAGAUUAUUGUGUAAUUUAAAUUUUUUUCUGAUCAUGAUCCAUUAAUACAUUCAGUUUGUGGACAUUGUUUACCUAUCUUUUAAAUGUUUCUUUCAUGACAAAGCCUAUUUUGAGUAGCUUUUUUGUGCUUCUACAACUGGUUCUAGGCCAAAAGAUGAAUUUUUAUUUUGAAAUAUCUGGUGGGAUUGUGAUGGGUACCAGAGAGCUAAAAUGGGAAAGGAAAGACUAUUUUGAUAUUAAAAGGAUAAACUCCUUAA
Canis lupus familiaris (dog) is the source of this 4224-nucleotide messenger RNA. It is a transcript of the gene C1QTNF7, whose product is annotated as C1q and TNF related 7. The transcript is spliced from 3 exons. Gene Ontology annotation, molecular function: protein binding. Bases 857 to 1726 code for a protein of 289 amino acids. Lineage: Eukaryota; Metazoa; Chordata; Mammalia; Carnivora; Canidae. The record is from RefSeq and is a predicted model, not a curated record.